Messenger RNA from Copidosoma floridanum, 5584 nucleotides. RefSeq lists its product as uncharacterized. NCBI's taxonomy places the organism in Eukaryota, Metazoa, Arthropoda, Insecta, Hymenoptera, Encyrtidae. The record is from RefSeq and is a predicted model, not a curated record.
CGGGAGUGCGCGUUUUUUCCGUGUGAUCUGACGAGCGGAUGUCCCCGUUUUUAAUUGUGUAAAAAUGCGGUUCAGGCUAGUGACAGUGGCGAUUCUGUUCGCCGUCGCGAGCAGAGGAUAUGGAAGGCCAGGAGAUCCUGAUCCAUUGGACAACCCACAGGAAGUCACGGCAGCAACACUUGGAGCAGCUUAUACGGAUGGGAGUCCCGAUAGCAGGUACAUGAUGACAAUGACGAGGCAGACAGCUUCAAUAUCACUUACUCCCGAUAGAAAACGCGAUAUCAGUAUUAAUAGUCAUAAGUACGGUAGUAGUAGCAAUAAGUCAGGUAAGGUGGGACGUUCUACGUUUCCAGGCUUGAGCUUUGAAGAUAAAAAAAAAAAUUAUCUUCCUCUCGGUGCUUUGUCUUUUGUUAAUCCUCGAAAUGACAUUGGUAGAGGACCUGUGAAUCAUAAUCGUCAGUGGGUUGCUAGGCGAUUUGGCAACUACAACCCACUAACGAUUCCUUACAUUCCAUUUCAUCCUUCGAUCCCUGUAUCAAUUAUUUCAUCCACUACACCAAAAACUGCAAUUUUAGACAGAAGUUUGACUAAACAAAAAGAUAUUGUAUCUGUACAACGAUCCAAAUCCAAACAAAUCCCAGUUUAUAUAACCCAAAAUCCUGAUGAUUCUAACAAAUUAUAUCGAGGACAACGAAAAAUUGAAUCAAGGACUCUCGUAAGGAUUAUACCGCAAAGCAUCAGGCCUGGAUACAGUACUCGUAGAAACUCAACAAAUUUUAAGGUAAAACCACAAUCAUCCAGCGCGGAAUUUAAAAACUGGCCAAAUGAAGCUAUGAAAAAUGUUCAAGAUCUCUUCAACUACGAAAAGUACACUACUUUUUCUGUUGAGGAAAAAGAUAAUAAUAAAAUGACUACAGGCACGUUAAAGACAUCAAAUCGGGAGCCAUUAAUCAAAAGCCCUGAGAUGCUACCAUCGGUGCACUGGUCGAAAAUUCCAGUUGUUGAAGUUACAACUGUACCAAAUGAUCUUAUCGAUGUUGACACAACAAUGAAAAUUGACAACCUUUUAGACGAUUUAGGAACUAAUAAACUCAACUCACAAUUUCAAACUUCCUCGGAAGUUGUACAAAAUACAGUUUUUCAUAUUUUGAAUGCGGGUUCUCGUAAGCCCAAUGUAACCGUCAUCAAACCAACAAACACAAACAAAAUCAAUCGAAUAAAGACGGCUGGUACUAGACCUCCACAAAAUGUUCAUAUUAUGUUUACGAUGGAUAAAGGUGAUUCUCCAAAUAAUACAGCAGAGAAAAAUCCAACGCCAGAAAUUUUGGGAGUUGAUUCAGAUUGCCCCACGAUUUUGAUAAAUUCCAUUACACAAAUUAACAACACAAUCGAAAGUAAGGAAGGUUGUACGGAUUUGAAUAUCGUUAUUAAUUCACAUCUUUUGAAUACACACGUGUUUAAACCAUCUGCGAGUAUUUCGGACUCUUUUUCAAGUACUACGGAAGCAUCAAAAACUUCUUAUGUCGAUAGUCCGGAUAUCCCAAACGAACUCGCCAAUCAUGAGAAUCAUAAUCAUCAUCAGCAUAAUCAUAAUGUGCAUGAGAAUCUGCACGGCCAACUACAAUUAGAUGGAUCUGGAAUUGGUCAAUCUAUACAACAAGUACCUGAAAUUUCUAUGUUCGAAGUUAUUCAAGGUACUCAUAUUAACAUGGGCGAGGGAGGUAGUGUUUCUACUAAUGUUGUGAACGAAAUAGACAGUCAGGAUUCUGGACCAGAUUACUCUGCAAACACGAAUAUGAAUGGAACAUCUUUGCUCGGAUCAAACGAAGAAGGCAAUGGCAUUAAUGGUACAAACGCGGAAGAGGCUACUAGUGACAAUGGCGUAGACUCCACUGACUCAACGACUUUAAGUCCUGCUGCUGAAGAAGUUCUAUCAUCAGGGCCAGCGGCUGCACCUGGUGAAGUUGGAAGUGGCCAGGCAAACGAAGUACCGGCAUCGAUUUCAUUGCCGAGUUUGCCCAAUAUUCCUAAUUUACCAAAUAUUCCGAGUCCAUUAUCAAAUUUACCAGCUAAUACAGGUCCUGGAGGAUCUGGAGGACUAGGACAGACAGGUUUAAUAUCUACUCUUAAUGAUGAUGAGGACGACGACGAUGACGAGUUGGUGGAAGCUUUGUCACCAGUAGGGUUAUUAGAUUCCAUAACUUCGGUAUUUAACUAUGUAAGUGACCUCAAUCCAAUUAAUUACGGAAUAUUCGGCAUGGCUGUAGCACCGUUUAUUGCUUUUGCCGCGGGAAUAGUGGGAGUGGCUGCCUUUAUAUUUCCAUUUGCGUUUCCAGGCUCGUUAGAAUUGGGGAGAAAUUGGCAUGAAAAUAAUUAUAAAAUGAAACAUAAAUACCAUCCAAGUUUACACGAUGUCGUUCAUAGUUCUAUACACAAGCAAAGUCGUCCACGUGAGCUUAAGGACAUCCAAAGUAUGGACCAAUCGUUACGAACUGUUGCAACGCAGCUUUUGAACUCUACAAAACGUGAAGAUUUAUUUCCAAUGCCUGAAGAAAAAAUUGUUACAAUGGAAACUCCAAUGCAAGUUGUUCAAGUCUCAACAAAAAUUGAAGGCGUUGUAAAUAAUGAUAAAAACAAUGAAGAAGAUGAUUCGACUAAAAUGAAGUUCGGCAUUCCAAUGAAUUCGAAAUUUGGACAUUUUGAAAUUUCCAAUCCUGGUCAUGCUAUUGCCAUGACUGACGAAGAGAUUGAAAAAGAAAUGGCGACUGCUGUAACUGCAGAUAAAAAACAGUUAACUACGCCAAGCCUACUUUCUACUUGGAUACAAUUGUAUCCGGUUUCUUCGACAACUGAAAACAGUAAUUUGUCGGAAACGAAAACCAAUGACCAGAGCAAUCCGAUAGUAUCAAAAACUAGUACAAAACUACCUGCAAGUGUUGUAAAACAAACUAUUACUAGUACUAAGCCAAUUCGAAAGACUGAGCCCAAGUCAACUACUGUAAAAACUACUGAAUUUCCCGUUAUUACUAAAGUUAUGAAGAAUACAAGUACUAGUUCCUCUACGAAUUUCGUGAAAAUAGGCACUACCACACUGACCACAUCGUUUGACAAUGAUAUCGAUGAAACUGAGACCACUGAUAAAAAGAACACUCAGCCUACACCUGUUUCGACAACGGCGAAAUCGUCAACGAAAAAAUCUUUAAACAAAAGUAGUACCACACCAAAGCUAAAACUGUCAACGCCGAAGAACUCAACCAUAAAUAAGUCACCAAAACCUAAUAACUCAUCAAAUAGAAUGAAAAACUUUUCGACUAAACGGCCAGCUUUGAGUAAUGAUACCGUUACAAGCACGUCGAGGAUUGAAAAAGUUACUCUUAGACCACUUUCAACAGCGUCGCAAAAUCAUACUGAAAGCACUGAUAAGCCAAUGUUUAUAACGAAAAUCAGAGCUUCCCUGUUUGAUGUUCAGAAAUCAACUACCCCGACUUCAACAACAUCUAAAUCAAUCCACACUAUUCUGUCCAAAGCUAAUUUUUCUCAAUCGGAAUCCCCAAUCGUAAAAGUCCCUAACCCUACUCGAGUGAACAAUGUUUUAAAAGUUCAUUCGAAAAAGCCCACUGAUGAUACAACGAAAAUUGAGAUUCAACCUAUACGUGUGAAUCCUCCUGUACUUACGAUUGAGAAAAUAAGUGAUCUUAAUUCUGACCAGAAAAUAGAUGAUGCUCAGGAUAUUUUGAAUAAUUCUAAAAUAGACGUUAAGUUUGAUUUUGACUCUGAGGUUUCCAAAGUCGAAAUCCAAACGCAACCAUCUGUAGAUUCCAAUACAUCCCCUGUAAUUACAUCGACUUCGAAAAAACCUCGUUCACCUGGAAAACGCAAGAAAAAUAAGAAUCGUCGUCGCAAGACAACUACUACAUCGACAACUACUUCAACAACCAAUGCACCGUCUGAUGAAGAAAGUCAAACAUCAAGUGAUUCUAUUACAAUUCAUGAUCUUCAAGUUAAUGGAAUUCAAGAAUCAAAAAUCGAGCCAGAGUCUAAAAUUUCACCAUCGAAGAAAAAAAAACCAAAUCAACAAACCCAAGUUGAAAAACCAAUAAGUUCUCAAAUUUAUAAUUUCAUAAGUCGAGAAGUGAUGCCAAGUGUAGGUGUUAUGUCAUUGGUGGGCCUAGGGCUUGGACUAGCUUCAUAUUUUCUGUAUCCAUUCGGUGGAGUAAUCGCUCGAAGGAAUUAUAACGUUGAGCCUAAUUACAAAUACAAUAUUGACGAGUACGGAGGAAAUUAUGGAUUGAGUGAAGAAGAAGUUCUGUCCAAAGUUUACUCAGGCAUGACAGGAGGUCAAAAUUAUGAGACAAAGUAUCGCAUUGGUGAAAAAAGUCCCAACUAUUACAGAUACACAGCAUCGGAACAUUCGCAUCAACCCUCGACAAGAUAUCCCGGACCGACCAUCAAAAACAAUGGAAAUCGGGUGAUUUAUAGACCAGUUGAAACAACCGCUCAUGGAACGAAUUAUCGAAAGACCGAGUUUAAAUAUCCGGAAGUAUCGACCACGUCAAAUUAUUACGAACGACAACGACAACAGCAGCCAACCGAUUUUGGACUGGUAGUUGGAAAAACAGGAGUUGGAAACAAUCGGCAAUUCGUCGUUGGUAAUAUACCAAAGGAGUAUUCGCGCGAAGUUGACAAAAGGAUGGAUAUAGUGAAGUUACAAGAUGAAGCAGAGCCAAAAUUGCAGUAUCAAGUUGAUGAAACUAAAGAUAAGAAACCAGAAUCACCUUCAUCGGAUUCAUCUAUCGAGAAUGUGGAAAGUUCAGCGGCUUUAGUUUCAAAAGCCAAAGAAGAGCAGUCCACUGGAGAUCUUGAGGAUGCAAAAAUCAACUCAAGUGGCUCACUUGUAGAACAUGGUCCGAGGUCACUAAAGUUGGAUGAUGAGUCCAAAGUGAGAUCAACGUUGUUCAGAGCGAUUCGGAAAAAGAGAGGUAUUCUUCCCGAUCUUCCUGGUUCUUUAAUGCCGAUGAUAACGGGAUUUGAGACUCCAGAAAAAGAAAGGAAUUCAGUUAUCCAAGUAAUACCAUCAAAAAGCGAGAUUGAGAAGGAAAAAAAAGAAGAAGCGCAAGAAGAGGAUCUGAGCAACGAAAUUUUAGAUAUAAUUGAUGAAGCGCUCCCAGGAAAACAACAUCAGAAAAAACAUGGAGACAAGGGCUACAUGACAGCUGCAAGUGACCAGCAUUCAAAACCGGCAUUGAUAACCACAACUGCAUCGACAAAGACUACUACUUCGAGUAGUCAAGAAACGAAAACCAAGGAAAAAUCAGCAGCUUUGUCCACUACAACAGUGAAAACAACGACCACCACGCUGCCUACAGAACUAGACAUCAUAGACCUAGGCGAGACGACUCUCGAUUGGCGCGAAAAUAUCAGUACAACCUCGAAACCUCAACCAAGUGGCAUAGACAUUAUCGGAAUGGCCAAGAGGAUCGCUGAGAUUAAAUUGAGGCUUGGCUUGACAAUUCUCAAGCACGCUAGUGAGGGAUUUGCCAAGUACAUAGGAAACAUUCAGAAAAAGUUUAAUGGGGAGACAUAA